Gymnodraco acuticeps is the source of this 1217-nucleotide messenger RNA. Its product is annotated as protein PXR1-like. NCBI's taxonomy places the organism in Eukaryota, Metazoa, Chordata, Actinopteri, Perciformes, Bathydraconidae. The record is from RefSeq and is a predicted model, not a curated record. The transcript has 4 exons. Bases 114 to 461 code for a protein of 115 amino acids.
GUGGCUAGUUCAGGUCACCACGUUGAGGUGUGGUUAAUCAGGUUUAUCCUGUGUGUGAAUCUCUGUGGAGUGGACAUAUCAUUGUUUGGUAAAGCCUACGGACAGGACUCACAAUGUCAGGUGUCGAAGAAGUGAUAACAGCGAAGGAGGCUCAUUCCGAUGAAAUUAGUUGGCCCUGGGGUAAGAAAAAGGGUGACUCCAAGGACAAAAAGGGUUCAAGUGACAAAAAGGACUCGUCUCACAAAAAGGACUCGUCUCACAAAAAGGACUCCAAGGACAAAAAGGGUUCAUGCGACAAAAAGGACUCGUCUCACAAAAAGGACUCCAAGGACAAAAAAGAUGGGUCAAAGCAUGGAGACGGCAAGAAGAAAAAGGAACACAAGGAGGGGGAGAAAUCAGGCAACUCCUCCUCAUCUUCUUCAUCAUCUUCAUCAUCAUCCUCCAGCAGUGAUGAGGAGUGAUGCAUCCUGGGACCGGACAGUUCAUUAUGAAUGGGCAGUAGUACCAACUUUUCCUUCUGUACUUUCUUUGGUUUCACAUAAACAUGCUGGUCUUGUGUAAAUGUUCUGACAACAAAAAGCCUGCAGGAGUCUUUUUUCCCCCAUUUGGUUCUCCUGUCAAGUAAAGUGUGUUUCUUUACCACCGGAUGGCAGUGUUCUCUAUAUUUAGGGUCUCUCACAGUUUGACGUCCACACGUAGAAGAAUGCAAAUAUAGAAUAUGUUGGUGUUUGUCAUUGUAAUUGUUAAAAUUACAAAACAGAAAUAGAUUCUCCUAAGACGAAAGCAUAAUAAACAAUUUAAUGUGGAAAUGUGUAUGGAUCAUCCUGUAGUACUGAUGCAUUCAUUAUUGGCAGCCUUUUUAUAGUAAGGCCUUAAUUAGUCUUUUACUAUGAAUAAUCUAAAAAAAAAAAAAACAUUUCAUGAGAUUAAAGUUUAUAUGUAAAAUAAUAACCUGAAAAGCAACAGUUUAAAAUGAAUGAAGUAGUAAAAACUAACACUAUUUUACAUAGAAUUAUAACACAAGAAGUACACAGCAUUUUAAAAAGGAAAUAUUUGACUGUACUCAAGUUCAGCACAUACAACUGUAGGCACACUGUUGAUUCAGAUUGUACUGUAUUGCAACAAUACACAAUAUUUCUGGAAAGUGAAUGAUGGAUAGAACUACUAAAAAAAAAGACAUUGUACAUCACUAAAUAAAGGAUUACCUGUUUACCUUG